Molecule: messenger RNA, 201 nt
Organism: Strongylus vulgaris
Lineage: Eukaryota; Metazoa; Nematoda; Chromadorea; Rhabditida; Strongylidae
Source: the annotation of a GenBank genome assembly
AUGGAGUUAAGCGAUGGAGCAGCUAGCACUACUCCCUCACCACCUCGUUUUCCUGCUAUCCAACACUGCCUAAUGGCGGUGAUCAAACGGCGGUCGGUGAGACAGGACGAAUACAUUGGACGUACGUAUCAACAGCAUGCUAGUCGCCAGUCAUCAUGCAUAGUGAGGAAGUUUGCUGUGCCUUAUCACUUCGCAGGUUAA